AUGGUGAAGUUUACGUCAUUCUGCAUCGCUUUUUGCGAAGCCAAUAGUUCGAAAUCACCAUUAACGUGUUAUAUUUGUGAUUCAAAUAUUGACGGAGCAGAGUGUCUUCAAUUAAAAUUAAAAGGAGGAGUAUAUAGUUUUAAACAGGAAUGUAAAUCAAGUGAAUAUUUCGGUAGUAAAGUUGAACAAACAAUCGACAAUGUGCUCAGUGUAACUCGUUCAUGCCGUCUAACUGAUAAUAAAAGUUCUGUGGGGUGUUCCUCAGCAACACGAAAUAAAGCGGCAAGUAUUUAA
This is a messenger RNA of Didymodactylos carnosus, 294 nucleotides long. The record is from the annotation of a GenBank genome assembly. NCBI's taxonomy places the organism in Eukaryota, Metazoa, Rotifera, Eurotatoria, Philodinida, Philodinidae.